UCUCUCAAACCUCCCCGCUACCAUUGCGAUCCGGCUUUGCUCUACGUCCAUAGGCUGUAAAUUUGCCCGUUGGCCCGCUCUCCCAUCACUUGCGACCGCUUCACACACGACCCUUCUUUUCCAGCAGAGUCAUUCGACGUACAACGCUAGGUACCAUACCGUUGAAAGACAGCACACAAUGACGUCCAACGCCUGCGUCAUCGGCUGUACUGGUCUCGUCGGCCAUCAAAUCCUCAAAACCCUCCUUAACAUCGACGCAUGCGAGACCGUGUCUACCAUUUCCCGCCGUGCCCCCAAGACUGAAUCGUCCCCGAAACUCGACGCCGCUAUUGAAACCGACACCGCGAAGUGGGCGUCUAGAUUCGCAGCGCUUUCUCCAAUCCCGCAGACAGUGUAUUCGGCGCUGGGCACGACGAGGGCUCAGGCGGGUGGAAUACAGAACCAGUGGAAAAUCGACCAUGACCUGAAUGUCGAGCUGGCAAAGGCAGCCCAUGCCGCCGGAACCCAGACGUUCGUAUUCGUGUCGUCCGCGGGAACACGUGGGCUACUGAGCAACGUAGCUCCCUACUCUAAGAUGAAGAUCGGGGUGGAGGACACGAUCAAGUCACUCGGCUUCAAGCAGGCCAUCAUCCUCCGCCCAGGUUUUCUCAUGGGCGAGCGAGACGUCACUCAUACUGGUGGCCCUCUUCUCGAAACAGUGUUCCGCGGUAUGAAGAGAUAUCUAGGCCAAGGUGCGCAGGAUACAUUCGCGCAGGAGGACGAGGUUGUCGCGCGCGCUGCUGUCAAGGCUGCGAUCCUGGCCUCCGAAGGCAAGGCCCCGAGUGAUUACUGGGUUCUUGAGCAACGUGAUAUCGUCAGAUUAGGGCGGGAUGAGUGGAAAGCUUAAGUUGUAUUUAAUUCAUUGUCGUUUUACUUACUGUUAGGCGUCGUGGCGAUGGGAUGGCACACGUGAUUUUGAAACACCUUUCCGAUUUAUACCCAGAAUGUACGAAUCUUC
Molecule: messenger RNA, 997 nt
Organism: Xylaria bambusicola
Lineage: Eukaryota; Fungi; Ascomycota; Sordariomycetes; Xylariales; Xylariaceae
Product: NAD(P)-binding protein
Exons: 3
Coding region: 179-886 (235 amino acids)
Biological process (GO): import into nucleus
Cellular component (GO): cytoplasm
Source: RefSeq, a predicted model, not a curated record